AUGAACGAUUUCGACCCUUCCCAAUUCAACGUAUCUAUGUCGGAUCCAAGUAUGAUGCGUCUUGACGCCUCGAGAAAUUCGACCGCGCUUGUAUUACCCGACACGAACAAUCUCGACCUAUGGGGGCCAGCACGUUCGUCUACGGAUGUGAAUCAAGGGGCGGACGCAAACGCGAACAAUUCUACAUUGAAUGGCGUUCUCGACACCCAGCCGCCGGCCGCUCCGCUGUCAGGCUCCACACAUUCUUUCUCAGCAGGCUCUGCCUUCCUGGAUACAGCUGCCCAGUCGAUGGCCAUGCCAGAACUCUCUCAGGCAAUGUUUAACGAUGAUCUCAUGUUUCUGGAAGAUUUUCUACUGCCCGAGUUCGUGGCCAAUGCUACUGGAUGUACCACGCCGAUUCCCGCGGACUUCGACCCAGCCGCCUUACAGUGUCUUGCUGCCAGGAAUGAACCCGAUAUUUCCGAGGCUCGUCUGUUCCUACCAAGACCAACAGACGAAGCUCGAGCCCCUCACCUUUUCGAUAUUAGUCCCCAAGAUGUAGAUCGGUUUCAGAAAGAUAUCUUGAGCACGCGUCUCUUGAGCAACUUCUCCUUUCCGCGGCGUUCCCGCAUAUUGCGGUGCCUGUCUGCCUAUUUCGACAGUGUCGACCCGCAUGUACCAAUUGUCCAACAAGCUACCUUCAGCUUGUGUGGUACGGCCCCGGCAUUGGUGCUCGCGAUGCUCGGGAUGGGAGCUCUCAUUACAUCUGAAACUCAAUUUGCUGUAUCGGCGUAUGAGGCAGCCUGUACCUUACUGGACCACGAGACCAAAGAUGAGGUCUACGCAUCGUCGCAAUUUGAAUUUGGGCCAAUUCAAGCUCUGCUACUCUGUGUCCACUUUGGGGCGUUCAGCGAUGACCAGACUUUUGUCCAGCGCUCUCAAGCGCAACUCAACCUUGUCUCCAAGAUGCUGAGGCAUGGUUUAGACGAUUUAAGUGACAAACGAGCCGAGUCUGAACAGGACUGGAUAACCUGGUCCUUCAUCGAAACUUUCAGCCGGUUAGCGUCGUGGAGCUGUUCACUGAACGCUGUCCUUUUUGCGUACGACGAUUCUUUUCAAACAAAUACUCAACAUUUCUUGCGACAUGUGCCGCUCCCCCUUGACGAGGACCUUUGGAGGGCUCGCUCAGCACAAGAAUGGUCAUCCCUCGGAGGCCUUUCACGCUCACAUGGCGCUCUCAAUUUCUUGACGUUAGCCGAGUCUCUGCUCCAAGGAAAGCCCGUUCUCGAGCAAUUAAGCUGUUUCGGCUUGUUCUCAAUCAUCGGAUGGUUUCUCCUCUACAUCUGCAACCACGAACGGAUGAAACUAUUGGUCGGAUCGCUCGACAUAUUCGAGACCGAGUUCACCAGCAAAAUAGAUGUAGGGCUUGGGGCCUGGGAAACCCUGACCCGCCGACAUCUACGGACAGGCCACGUCAUGUUCAGACAGUUGAAUCCCCUGAUCUCAGACAGCUUCCCCCUCCUCGGAUCCGCUUAUUACCACCUCUAUGUGGGUGAUGAAUUGCGCACUCUAAAAGAGAUAGCUAGCAAGCAAGCACCGGCGGGUGGAAUGCCGACAUCACAGACACUUCCCGAAUUCAAUCCGCGCCCUGAAGCGUACAAAGCAGUGCGAUAUGCUGCAAAUUCGUGGCUUGUCCGUGCUAAACUCGGUAUCAGCCACUUCCAGCAAUCUCCUGAUGCGUAUGGUCCUCACGGAGCCAUGGGGGCAUACGAAUCUGACCCAAUGGCGCAGCACUCCUUCUGUCGUGGUGGCUCUCCGUCGGCCAACCAGCACAGACUCCAGACGGAUUGA
This is a messenger RNA of Cladophialophora psammophila CBS 110553, 1830 nucleotides long. RefSeq lists its product as uncharacterized. Gene Ontology annotation, molecular function: zinc ion binding; RNA polymerase II cis-regulatory region sequence-specific DNA binding; DNA-binding transcription factor activity, RNA polymerase II-specific. Gene Ontology annotation, biological process: regulation of transcription by RNA polymerase II; DNA-templated transcription. The transcript has 2 exons. The coding region runs from base 1 to 1830 and encodes 609 amino acids. Gene Ontology annotation, cellular component: chromatin. The record is from RefSeq and is a predicted model, not a curated record. NCBI's taxonomy places the organism in Eukaryota, Fungi, Ascomycota, Eurotiomycetes, Chaetothyriales, Herpotrichiellaceae.